Tetrahymena thermophila SB210 is the source of this 849-nucleotide messenger RNA. RefSeq lists its product as hypothetical. Lineage: Eukaryota; Ciliophora; Oligohymenophorea; Hymenostomatida; Tetrahymenidae. The record is from RefSeq and is a predicted model, not a curated record. The transcript has a single exon.
AUGUUUUGCUUUACCAAAAACAAUAGUGUUUCUUUAUCUUUGAUGUUUUUAAGUGUUUUUAGAAUAAAGGCGUAUAUUAUAGGAUCAUAAAAGUUUAGUAAAUUAACAAAUAUUUAACUAAUUUAGGGUGUGAUUACUCUACUUUAAUCCUAAGGAGAAUUUGAAAUAAGAAGAGAUAUAUAGUUAGCUAAACUUCUGUAUUAAGCUGGUUUUUAGUAAAUAUUAAAAAGUUAAAAUAUCCAACUGUUGCUCUAAAAUGAAAUUAAACUCAUUUCAGGCUAAUAUUCUAGACAUAUCCCAAUACAAGCUAAAACUAUAUCACUUAAGCGACGAAAAUUUGCUUUGUCAAAAUCUGUUUGCAAUAAUUUUUCGCAUAAUUAAUUUAAUUGGGAAAUUCCUCCAUUUUAGCAAAAAAACUCUGCUGCAAAAGGACUUAAUGAAAAAAUAUUGCAGAGAACAUUCACUAUAAGGAUUUUAUAUUCUGUUAAAAUUUCAAUUAUUGAUAGCUAAUUUUAUAGAAGCAGAACAAAUUCAAAGUCUUUUUCAGCAAUGUAAUCAAGAGGUGGCCUCAUCUCACUAUCAAAUUAAUAAAUAAAGCCUUCAAGCAUUUUUAGAUACUAAAAGCUAUCAAGCUAUUUAUUUAAAACUCUAAAAAUAAACUAAUCUAUAUCCUCAGGUUUCAACUAUGGGUAUUCUUACUCUUCCAUUUAACAAUAUUAUAAAGCCUUUCGUAUUUAUUCUCUUAAUCAGUAAUAAAUAUUAAUUUAGUAAAUAAUUAAAUUUGAUUUAAUUAGAGACAGUAUCAAUUAUAUUUUAUAAUUUUUAUAUAAAAUAAUUACAUUUAAUUGA